This is a messenger RNA of Linum tenue, 1684 nucleotides long. Lineage: Eukaryota; Viridiplantae; Streptophyta; Magnoliopsida; Malpighiales; Linaceae. The record is from the annotation of a GenBank genome assembly.
AUGGAUCUGUUCAAAGUGAGGAAGUUCAGAAGAGCCCGCAAACCAGAGCUGGAGCAGGAAUCUGAAGGCAAGCCUGUUACUUCUCCUGAAGUGCCAAAGAAAGACAUCAAUGGCGGAGGUGGUGGUGAGGAAUUGAGUAAAACCAACAACGCCAAGUCGGUGGAUUUGGUAGAAGAGGCUGAGGAGGACGAAGACGAUGACUUCAUAACCAAUGAGGUAAAGAGGAGGUUGAAAGAACUGAGGAGGAACAGCUUCAUGGCGUUGAUCCCUGAAGAAGAUUCUUUUCCUGAACAGGAAGAAGAUGAUGAAGAAAAUGGCGGAGAGGCAGGGGACGCUAUCUGUGGAGAAUGGAGGGAUGUUGAAGCUGAAGGAAGGCAAUGGUGGGGUGGGUUUGAUGCUGUUUAUGAUAAAUACUGCGAUAGAAUGCUCUGCUUCGAUCGAUUGAGCAUUCUCCAGCUCAAUGAAAAUGGCUGCUGCACUAUGCCUGCUACUCCGUCUCCGAAAUCGUCAUCGAAGAAGUUACCAUCUCCCUUCCGUUGCCUAGCGUUGAAGAAAUUCGAAGACCCCGAAGAUGAAACGGAGCAUCUGCAGCAGCCUCAGAACGACCAGUACCAUGACCUCGAAACUGCAUAUGUAGCUCAAAUGUGCCUGACUUGGGAGGCACUUCACUGCCAGUACACUCAACUCAGUCAGCGGAUUUCGUGCCAACCCGAGAACCCCACUUCUUACAACCACAGUGCUCAGCAGUUUCAGCAAUUCCAAGUUCUGCUGCAACGGUUUAUCGAGAACGAGCCCUUUGAGCAAGGUUUUCGAGCAGAAGUAUUUGCCCGUUCGAGGAGGGUGUUACCUAGACUACUCCAAGCUCCAAAUGUGAAAGGCAAGCCCCAUUUUCUUUUCUUUGAGAAAAUGCAGAGAAGAAAUGUGAGAUGUUUAGAUGGGAAAGAUGCACGAGAGCUCGAUUCAGAUUCGGUGGUGCGUGCACAAGAUCUCAUUCGAGUUAUCGAGAGUGCAAUUCUAACCUUCCAACUUUUUGUCAAGAUGGACAAGAAGAAGUCGAACGCUGGCGGCAUCACAUUGUUUGGAAAUCAGAAUCAGAUUGCAACCCCGCUUCAAAUGAUCCAAUCUUCAAUCGACAAGAAGAAGGUGAGACUGAAGGAACUGUGCAAGAAGAGGAAAGGAUGGAAGAAGAAAACAUGGCCUCAGACGUACGAGGAUGUUCAGCUGUUGUUCGGCCUCGUUGACAUCAAAAUCGUAUCCAGGGUGCUUCGGAUGAUCCGGAUCAGCAAAGAACAGUUGAUUUGGUGCGAGGAUAAGAUGAAAAAACUGAAUUUAGCAGAUGGGAAGUUGCAGAGAGAUCCAUCUCCAAUCCUUUUCCCUUGCUAGUACUUACUAGUAGCUUAACUUGUUACGUGCCCACAUUAAGGAAAUGUAGGCUGGAGAAUGGAGAAUCGGUUUCUUUUUGUAUCGGUUAGCUGCUAGCUGCGGUUGAAAGCUGCAAAUCUUUCAUGUAAUGGGAAACGCUAAAAUGCUAACAGAGAAGCUCAUGUGUAGAUUGUUGGUCAUAGGAUGUGCAUCGUUAAAUCCCAGGUUUCAAGCUGUUGAAUCUUUAUGGGUUCCUUUUCGAGCGAGAUUUUAACAGAAAGGCCCGUUCUUCGCUCUCAACUUGAGCCCAAUUUUCUAUGAG